Chrysochloris asiatica (Cape golden mole) is the source of this 2767-nucleotide messenger RNA. It is a transcript of the gene POU3F1, whose product is annotated as POU class 3 homeobox 1. The transcript has a single exon. Gene Ontology annotation, molecular function: DNA-binding transcription factor activity, RNA polymerase II-specific; RNA polymerase II cis-regulatory region sequence-specific DNA binding. Lineage: Eukaryota; Metazoa; Chordata; Mammalia; Afrosoricida; Chrysochloridae. Bases 77 to 1270 code for a protein of 397 amino acids. Gene Ontology annotation, cellular component: nucleus. The record is from RefSeq and is a predicted model, not a curated record. Gene Ontology annotation, biological process: regulation of transcription by RNA polymerase II; brain development.
CGCGGCGGCAGCAGCAGCCGCGGCGGCCGCUGAGCGGCUGCACGCUGGGGCCGCGUACCGCGAAGUGCAGAAGCUGAUGCACCACGAGUGGCUGGGCGCGGGCGCGGGCCACCCCGUGGGCCUAGCGCACCCCCAGUGGCUACCCACGGGAGGAGGUGGUGGCGGCGACUGGGCCGGAGGCCCGCACCUGGAACAUGGCAAGGCGGGCGGCGGUGGUACCGGCCGAGACGACGGCGGCGGCGGCGGUUUCCAUGCACGCCUGGUGCACCAGGGGGCGGCCCACGCAGGUGCAGCGUGGGCACAGGGUGGCACGGCGCACCACUUGGGCCCGGCCAUGUCGCCGUCGCCGGGAGCUGGCGGGGGCCACCAGCCCCAGCCACUCGGGCUCUACGCUCAGGCGGCCUACCCUGGGGGUGGCGGCGGCGGCCUGGCGGGGAUGCUGGCGGCGGGCGGCGGCGGCGCGGGACCCGGCCUGCACCACGCGCUGCAUGAGGACGGCCAUGAGGCGCAGCUGGAGCCGUCGCCGCCGCCGCACCUGGGCGCACACGGACACGCACAUGGACACGCACACGCGGGCGGCCUGCAUGCGGCGGCGGUGCACCUGCACCCAGGCGCGGGAGGCGGCGGCUCGUCUGUGGGCGAGCACUCGGACGAGGACGCACCCAGCUCGGACGACCUGGAGCAGUUCGCCAAGCAGUUCAAGCAGCGGCGCAUCAAGCUGGGCUUCACGCAGGCCGACGUGGGGCUGGCGCUAGGCACGCUAUACGGUAACGUGUUCUCGCAGACCACGAUCUGCCGCUUCGAGGCCCUGCAGCUGAGCUUCAAGAACAUGUGCAAGCUGAAGCCGCUGCUCAACAAGUGGCUGGAGGAGACCGACUCGUCCAGCGGCAGCCCCACCAACCUGGACAAGAUCGCGGCGCAGGGCCGCAAGCGCAAGAAGCGCACGUCCAUCGAAGUGGGGGUCAAAGGCGCGCUCGAAAGCCACUUUCUCAAGUGCCCCAAACCCUCGGCGCACGAGAUCACCGGCCUGGCCGACAGCUUGCAGCUGGAGAAGGAGGUGGUGCGCGUCUGGUUCUGCAACCGGCGGCAGAAGGAAAAGCGCAUGACCCCGGCGGCCGGCGCCGGCCACCCACCCAUGGACGACGUUUAUGCGCCCGGAGAGCUAGGGCCGGGUGGGGCCGGCGCAUCGCCGCCCUCGGCACCCCCGCCGCCCCCACCGGCUGCGCUGCACCACCACCAUCACCACACACUGCCGGGAUCUGUGCAGUGACCCCGCGGGCUGGGCCCCCGCCGGCGAGCGAUGAGGCGCGGGCGCGCAGUCUGUCCGCGCGGCCUGGACUCUUUUUGUUCGGUUGCUUUGGAUUUUACAAAAAGCCUAGAAACUUUCGAACAAAACCAAACGCCGGACUGCCCUCUCCGGCGAGCGGCGAAGACAGCCUAUAAGCUCAGGAGAGAGGAGCAAUGAUCCGGAACGCGCCAACUCACCCCGGGCAUCCUGCCCGACGCCUGCUCCCUGUCCCCAUCCCCUCGACGACCCCCGUCCCUGCUCCCCGGGCUGUUCGGGGCCGGAUCCCGGCAGCGGCCUCCCCACAGCGACAGGUAACGCGGUGCGGGGUUUAGGGAUUCCUUGGGAGAGAGGACGAAAUAAGGAGAGUUCCCCAUUCCCUCUCCCCCGCGCGGACUCCCAAGCCUGCGGGUAAGGGGCGGGGGGCUGUCACUUUAUUCGCUCCACUCCUCAUCUUUCCCCGAAGAUGCGCCUCACCCCCUUUCCCCUUCCUCCGGGCUUGGUUUUUUACGGUUUUUAUUUAUUCGCGGAGCCUCUCGGUUCCUGGAGUCCUUCUAACUCCGCCCGCGCCCUUAAUUUAAAUCGCUGUAUACUGUAUUUAUCGGGGCCCCAGAGGGGAGGCCGCGAGAGCCGCGUCUGUGUAUAAAGCAGGAAAUAGCCAAAGCUUUAAUCUAGCCUAAUUUAUUUUCCCCUUACCUUCUCCUACCCAACCCCCCUUAAAAAAAAAAAAAAAAGGCAAAAAAAAAAAAAUUGCAACUAACAAAACCCUUCGAGUGUUCAUUUUUCGUUUCGUUUUAUCCGAGCCCCGGCUCGGUUCCGGGCCACGCCGGAGGGGUCUGCUCUCCCACACACUGCUAGCUGCAGACAGACCACCGCACAGCAGGGCUCCCACACCCCGCGGGACCCUGCCUGCCUGGCCACUAACAACCGAAACUUGGAAAAGUUGGAGAUAUUUUUUAACCAGCUGUAGAAAUAAGCUGUUCCCUGAGAUCCUUCUGGUAGACUCCCUGCAGCUUGUCUCAGCACCCUUUCCCGGCCACUGACCCCCUAGGGUGUGGGAUGCUGGGGGGGAGGCUGGGAGAGAAAUCCCCCAAGUUUGGGGGGAACCAUGUAAAUAUAUGAGAUAAUGUACACACUGGUGGGGAGAAGAACAUUUUGUGCUUGAUUUUUUUUUAUUUUUGGUUUUUCUGGGUUGCCCCUCCACACCAUCCCAAAAGAUUUUGUACACCACUAAACCGCAAAAGAUAUUUUAAUGAUUUCUGGAUUUCUGACCCAUCGCUAUUUAUUUUCUGGAUGUGUUUGGAGCUUCCCCCCUCUUUCUCCAUUUCUUGUUCAGUUUGUUACCGUUGGAAUUUAAAUUUUGUUAUUUUAUUUUUGUUAUUUUUUGGAACAAUGUUUUGGUGCAUUCUCUUUGUAUCUUUAUUGCAAAAAAAAAAAAUGUAGACUGGGAAGUUCUCUUUAUAUUUAUGUUAUAGUAAAUAU